GCUGGAGAAUCCAAGAUAAAAAAAGUGAGGAGCUGUAUGAACACAGCAGGACAAGCAACAUCUUUGGGAGGACUUGCCCCAAAUGUAGUGAGGACCCAGGCAGAGUGGGUGAUCGGAUAUGGGAGGGCCCAGGCAUGGAGCAUGAUAGGAUAUGGGAGGACCCAGGCAGGGUGCAUGAUAGGAUAUGGGAGGACUUGCCCAAAAUGUAGUGAGGAGUAAGGAAGGGUGCAUGAUAGGAUAUGGGAGGACCCAGGCAGGGUGCAUGAUAGGAUGUGGGAGGACCAACAUCAGCAAUGCCUUGUGGGAUAUUGGCAGGAUCAGGAGCAUGUGUAGUUCCUUUUCUGAUCCUGGUUCCUCAUGAUGGCCAAGCCCAAGCUUGUGGUGUUUGACCUGGAUUACACACUCUGGCCAUUCUGGGUAGACACACACGUAGACCCACCGUUCAGGAAAGACAGGAGCGGCCGGAUCGUGGAUAGCUCUGGACGGAAAAUCGAGCUGUACCCGGAGGUGGCCGAGGUGCUGCAGGCCCUGCAGAGAGAUGGCAUCCGGAUCGCGGCCGCAUCCCGCACCGGCGAAGUCGCAGGAGCCAAUCAGCUGCUGACUCUCUUCCAGCUCGAUGCCUACUUCAGCCAAAAGGAAAUAUACCCUGGCUCCAAAGUUACUCACUUUGAAAGACAACGCAUUCCCCCGUUCAAUUUUAUCCCACGCGUCUGA
Molecule: messenger RNA, 714 nt
Organism: Stegostoma tigrinum
Lineage: Eukaryota; Metazoa; Chordata; Chondrichthyes; Orectolobiformes; Stegostomatidae
Gene: mdp1
Product: magnesium dependent phosphatase 1
Exons: 5
Coding region: 358-714 (118 amino acids)
Molecular function (GO): acid phosphatase activity
Source: RefSeq, a predicted model, not a curated record